GGAGGUAGGCGGUAUCUGUCCACGUUAUUCAGUUCCUGUUUUAUUUUUUCCGACUUUUAUUGUGACAAUUCGCAUCAUUUGGCAUCAAAAAUGCCGUUGGAAAUGUUAUAUUAAUUGAACUGGAGCGUUUUUAACCCUUAGCACUUGUGACGUCACUCGGUUGGCGGCGCUAACGGUUAGCCAUUGUGUUUAGCCGGAGCAUUCUCCUCUGUUUGCUAUUGUUGUGGUACGAGACCUCAAGAUCGCAGACAUGCCCAAUCUCAAAUUGAUAAGUGCGACGGACGCACAAUAUUCUGCAACGGUGCUCAAGUCCUUGAAUGACCAGAGGGAUCUUGGAUUAUUCUGCGAUGUCACGAUUGUUAUCCAGGACAAGAAGUUCCGAGCCCACAAGAUCAUCCUGUCAGCGUCGAGCACGUACUUCCACAACCUCUUUGCUGCGGCAGGACAAGUCAUCGAGCUGAACAUCGUCCGCGCAGAAAUCUUUGAGCACAUUCUGAACUACAUUUACACGUCCAAGGUUGUGCGCGUGCGCUCUGAUCUAUUGGAAGAGCUCAUAAACGCCGGGAAGGCGCUCGGCGUCAGAUUCAUCGCAAACCUGUGGACGGCGCUCUCGCAUGAGAAGAGCUUGCAAGGCCUCUACAAGAAGACUGAAGGCAAGGGUGAAGACAUGCCAAUCAUCACAGAGUCUUUUUCCAUAUCUGCCGAGGAGUUCAAUCAGAGCAGUAAGACUGAAGACGGCGCUGAUUCUGACAGCGAUGUAAUGUUUGUGUCUGUCACUGAUGCGGCAGCCAAGCUGAAAGGACAGUCUUGUGAGGUGAUAGAUUUGGAUUCAGAAGCAGAGAAGCCUGUGAAAGAGUCAGAAACUGUUGCUGCAACUGAGGAGACAAACCCGGCUCCGCCCCCUCCUGGUGUUAGCCCCCUACAAAUUCCAGAUAGCACUUCAAAUAACACAGGAAGUGCACCCACCACUCCUAGUAGCUUCAAUACAGAGCUCACCAGUGUUUCCCAAACAGCUGGAGUCCACAAAAAGCACAUCUCCACCACCACUGAUCACGGAGACGUGAAGAUCAGGCUGCUGGAUGUGUCCAACAGCUCGCCCCAAAGGACACUUGCAACAAAGACAACUGUGAAACCGAAAACGGCUUCAGAGAUCGACUCCAUUUCUACAGGCUGCAAGGUUUACGCCAACAUAGGUGAAGACACCUACGACAUUGUCCCGCUGAAGGAAGAUCCCAUGGAAGGGAGCUCCAAAUCCAACAAAGAGAAAAGGUCCUACAUGGCGACACCUCUGAAGAUGUCGGAGGAAAACCCAGUGUCUGAAAGUAGUAAAAAAGCAAAGCAAGAAACGGAGGAUCAUUAUGAAGUGGUCAUGGAUGGCAAGACCUUUUUUGUGUGCACGGUUUGCAAGCGUCCCUACGUUUGUCUGACCAGUCUGCGGCGGCACUUUAACGUUCACUCGUGGGAGAAGAAGUAUCCGUGCAACUUCUGCAACAAGGUCUUCCCUCUGGCGGAGUACAGAACUAAACACGAAGUCAUCCACACCGGGGAGCGGCGGUACCAGUGCUUGCUGUGCAACCAGAUGUUCCUGAGCUACCAGCUGCUGUCGGGCCACUGCAAACAGGUGCACAACCGGGAUCCCAGCGGGAAAAAGCAGAAGGACGGCACCAGCCAAAACCUGUACUGUCUGCUGCCUCCCAAAACAGGGCCCAGGAAGGUCUACUCCUGGAGCCCCGAAGAGCAGGACGCUUCCUUCGUCAGCAACGAUGGCGGCGUGUAUAGCAUGGCCAACUCACAAGAGGGCGCGCACGAUUCUCAAAACAGGAUGGCGAACUGGAACGUGUACGGGGAGGCGGGGGGACACGCCCAGCAGGGGGCGCCAGUGGUUCCCUCGCCAAGCAACAAUGCGUUUGACUUCAAAAUGCCUGAAACCUACUGAGCUGCGCUCUGUUCACACGUGCCUUUCUGGUGCUAACGUUCGAGGUUAAUGCUGAGGUUUUGCAAGUGGUUCAUCACGUGACAAACUUGUAGCCAUAGUUGUUGGCAGACGUCUUGUGUUCAUCGUCGGUAUGAAUGUUUCUGUCAAGUGUGUUCAGCCAGUUCUCAAUAGUUCAAAACAUGGUGGCAAAGAAGUAUUUUAAUUGUCACUUUAAUAUUCAGCUGUUCAAAUGGGACUUUCUUAUCCAGUGCACACGCCUUCUGACUAAAUGGUUCUUGUGUCUGUAUUUUUUUGUAUUCAAAUGCCAUCAUUCUGUGAUCAGCACUCACAGCUCGGGUCUAUCCCUAAUGUUUUUUUUUUUUUUUUUUUGAUAGUUAGAGCACUUAUCAGACUCAGUUGUGUUGUAUUCAGUCCAACUUGGCUGUUUGAGUAACCUGUGUUCUUCAUUACAUUAACUGCAAUGUAUGUUGACCCGUUUCCUCUUAGUUUCAGUCCAACAUGCUGUUUAAGGGGAAGUUGCCUCGCUCUUCAAUACAGCAUUCUGUAGUCACCAACAUGCUAGUCAUGGUGUAAAGCAGAUCAGUCAGGACCUGGUGUCAGUAUUCAGGAAUGUGUCGGUCUGAGGUCAGGGGUCACUCAACUGAAAGGGCCGCAGUGGGUGCGGGUUUUUGUUCCGAGCAAUCAGGUGCCAUCAGAAACUAGCAGCAGCUGACUGACCAUCACUGACAACAGAUUACCUGGUUGGUGAAGCUGUGUGCGCUUGACUGGUUGGAACAAAAACCCUUUCUGGUCUGAGUCAUGCAGAAUGGGUCCAGUCUGGAGUUUGAAUCUAACGAUCACAGUUCUAUGUGGCUGUGUAUAGAACUCAAACCCAAAUUUCCACAGGAUAAACCUAUUUUUCCGUUUUGAAAUUAAGUGAAGAGAAUUAAAAUUGUCACAAAUAUUUAUUAGUAGGCCUGAAUCUUAAGUAUUUAAAGUCAAAGUCAACGGUCACCUUACAUUUAUGUCCACAUCUGACUCAUUCAGCAGGUGGUUAAACAGCGUUAUGAAUGUGAAAUGUUUUAGGUCAGUAGGGGAGAUCAGUUGUAUUAACCUGUAACUUCUUACUUCGUAUUUUGAAUUAAUAUGCGUUUUCCAUCAUGUCAGUAAGUCCGAUUUAUUUAGCAUUAUGUGUGUUUAAAAGUAUGUCUGAAUUGGAGAUGCUGUUGCCACGUGAUGUCGCAGCGGUGUUGAGUAUGUGCCGGCGGCUUUCUUAAAAAUGCCAUUCUUUUGUGGUUGUUCGUGACUGGAGCUGAACGGAACUCAAUAAAAAAAAAGCCGGAUUUUCCAGUCACUUUCUUCGUGUGUGGGUUCUGUACAUAUAUCUGACAUGAAGUGCUUUUUAUUUUUUAUACUUAUGAGUUUUCAUAAAAGGAAAAUUAAUUGACACACAAUUCAUUGAACAUAAACUUCCA
Messenger RNA from Synchiropus splendidus (mandarinfish), 3390 nucleotides. It is a transcript of the gene zbtb33, whose product is annotated as zinc finger and BTB domain containing 33. The record is from RefSeq and is a predicted model, not a curated record. Gene Ontology annotation, biological process: regulation of transcription by RNA polymerase II. Gene Ontology annotation, cellular component: nucleus. Gene Ontology annotation, molecular function: RNA polymerase II cis-regulatory region sequence-specific DNA binding; protein binding; DNA-binding transcription factor activity, RNA polymerase II-specific. The transcript has 2 exons. Lineage: Eukaryota; Metazoa; Chordata; Actinopteri; Syngnathiformes; Callionymidae. The coding region runs from base 251 to 1936 and encodes 561 amino acids.